Messenger RNA from Amoebophrya sp. A25, 835 nucleotides. Lineage: Eukaryota; Dinophyceae; Syndiniales; Amoebophryaceae. The record is from the annotation of a GenBank genome assembly.
AAUCGUGCGACUUCAGGCGGCUGCUGUGAGUGUGAUCCAGGGUGGAGUGGAUGGCGAUGCGAUAUACCUCUCUGUCAUCCGAAUUGCAUUCAUGGAACCUGUAUCGCACCCGACCUGUGCCACUGCGACGCUGGCUGGAAGGGACCCCAUUUUAAGGCUAGUUUAUCACUGUAACUAUCCCCUGAUGUGGAGCGCGCUGAGCCUGAGUGGCGCCCGCCUUGAUUUCAAGGGGAGCAGCCUGGGGCUUUUCACUCUACCAGGGAUAGGGAAAAACUAGCGCUAACCAAUGCAUGGACCCUACUUGCGAUCCAGAGUGUGUAGCGGAUCAAGGCGUUUGCGUCUACACGAACACAUGCGAGUGCUUCUACGGGUGGGGCGGGGUGAGUUGUGAGGUAAUUGGCAAUUUAGUUGUUAGAAAUUGAAAUCACGUACUGUCUCUGAGGCUGCUGCACAUGAUGCAUACUUUUAUACUUGAUAGUUUAUCAAUCGGUCUAUUUGCUCUUCUAUUCAGAAGGUACAAAUAGGCUGCAUGACCUCAUCUCACGUACACAACUAGAUUCGCCAUUGCCACACUGGAUUUGGUUUUAGUACCUUUUGUUCCCAAGAAUUACAGAACAACAACCACCUUAACUUUUGUAGAUAGGGCCUAAUAAACUGCUCCUUCUAGAAACCGAUCUCGCUUCCGGCAUGUGUGAAUGGAGCAGCGUAUAUGCCUGAUAUGUGCGAAUGCAACAGAGGAUGGGCAGGUAGAAUUUGCGACUAUCCUCUUUGUCAGUCUUGGCCUGCGCCUUCUCAGGAUUGCGGACAUGGGAGCUGUAUUGAGCCAUAUAAUUAA